AAUCGAGAGCAUACGCAUCAUCCACGUUCAUUAGACGUAAGACUUUUUCUGAAUACAUUGAGAGAACGAGGUGGUAGAGAAAAUGCUACUCCAGCUCAAAUUUAUAAUGAAGUAGCACCAAAAAAUGUAAGAGCAGCAGUUGUUGUUGGUAGACCAGUCGCCAUUCGGACUAUAGCCCGGGCUAGAAGGAGAUUGAGUCCCCCAAUCCCUGAACAUCUUCAACAAUGGGCAGAUAUUUUAAAUCAGCCAGAGUGGCGACAACGAUUGCUGUGGUGCAAUGGAACCAACAAUCGUUUUUUUUCAAGACAGCUUAACAUUUUGGACAGAGAAGUUCCUAGAUUUGCUGGACUUGUCUUUGCUAAUGCGGCAUUUUUACGUUCCAACAAUGUACAUCUAUCAACCGUCCGUAUCAUUUGCAUAGAUGGUACAUAUCAAGUGCGCCCCAAUCAUCCUGCUGACAUAGCACAACUGAUAACCGUACAAGUUGUGUUAAAUAAUGUUGCGAUUCCGAUAGUCCAUGGAUUGCUGGUAGAUUCUACAACUGAAUCCUACUGUAGACUUCUGCAAUUCAUACGUAAUGAUUUACAACUUAAUUUUGAGUACCAAAAUUUGAGGAUCAUUACAGACUUUGAGCAAGGAUUGAGGAAUGCAGUCAUGAUGGUGAUGCCUGAAAGUACAAAUACAGGUUGUUGGUUUCAUUACAUCAGAGUAAGUCAAUACAAUUUAAAUUUAAAAUAUUGUUUUACCUGAAGUUUAUUUAUUUA
This is a messenger RNA of Aphis gossypii (cotton aphid), 764 nucleotides long. RefSeq lists its product as uncharacterized. The transcript has 3 exons. The record is from RefSeq and is a predicted model, not a curated record. The annotation marks the transcript as partial. NCBI's taxonomy places the organism in Eukaryota, Metazoa, Arthropoda, Insecta, Hemiptera, Aphididae.